This is a messenger RNA of Acanthocheilonema viteae, 2448 nucleotides long. The record is from the annotation of a GenBank genome assembly. NCBI's taxonomy places the organism in Eukaryota, Metazoa, Nematoda, Chromadorea, Rhabditida, Onchocercidae.
AUGUUGCAUCAGCACCAACCUACGCAACCGUCAACAAAUCAAUCUGCGCUACAAUCUUCUAAGUCAAUUCGACGAAAACGAUUACAGCAUUACAUUCGUCAAAUUAAGCGUUUGAUUACGGAACGAAUACCACCAGUGAAUCCGGAAAAAAAGCUGGGAACUAUUGAUGUACUCGAUAAAGCCGUUGAAUUGCUACGAACGAUACCAGUAUAUGAUGAGGUCACUAAUCCUGGCCUUAGUCCACCUCAUUCUUGGCCUGAUUCACCGCUCGAUAGUAUAACACAUAUUAGCGACGAUACCUGGACACCAAAUAUUGAUUUCGCUCGCCGGCAUAUUUUUUCUGCAAAUAUUAGUUUACCGGAUGGUCGAAUUACUGACUUCCAGAAAGUGACUUCAAAGGAAAUCAACAAUGUUGAUGGUUUGCAGUGCGGGGCUUCUUUUCUCGAUUUGAUAGCAUUUUAUGGACGACAGGCAUUGCUUGCUGGUGCAUAUAAUGAUUCGAUGGAGAAGAAAAAAAUUCUUACACGUCUUGUCGGCGGCGGUGGAGCUUUUGAAUUGUUAUGUGAAUACAAACGUUCCGGUCAUGGAAGCACCGUAUCAACGCAUAUUCAUGCACUCGAAUUGGAAAGCGCAUUUGGUCCAUUGAAAACUUUGAGCACAUUUGUGUUCUUCACCCGUCAUACAAGUUCCUGCUCACUUACCUAUCUCGAUUCAUCAGCAGCCAACUACAUUGGUUAUUUGCCGGGUGAAGUGAUAAAUCAAUCAAUAUUAUAUCUUUUACAUCCAUAUGAUAUGGCGCAAAUCAAACAAAUACAUGCAACUUUGAGCGUACGACGAAGCGAAAUAGUACGACAACGUCGUUUGAGAUGGAUUGCAUUUAACGGUAGCAUAAUUCAUACGAAUUCGGAAUGGUUUGCAUUUUGGAAUCCGUGGACUCAUAAAGUGGAUAACGUAAUUGGACGACAUAUGCUAAAUGAACAACCGAUAGGAAACGCGGAUGUGUUAGCUGAACCGUGUGCGCCACGUAUUAUUACUCCAUUGGAUGAGCUAACUGUGCGCAAUAUUGAAUCCGAAAUUACUGCUGUACUAAAUAAGGAACCGAGGGUACUGAUAAGAGAUGAAAGGUAUAAAGCAGCUCCAAUUGCACAUCAAAAGAACUCAAAUUCUAUUGAGCUGAAAUCGCCUGGUACACAUCUUGGCACUUACAUUGAUAAUCUUAUCGAAACAUUCGUAAUAAAUGCUGGAAAUUCCGGGAAUAAGUACUUGGCACCCACUGUUGAUACUUGUCGAUCUACAAUUAAUCCAACUGAUCUUUCCUCAACAAAUUGUUGUAACGCUAUACCUCUGACAUAUAAUCAGAUUAAUUGUUUGGAAAAUGUACAUCGACUAUUGAAAAGUCAGCAACAUACGGGAGAUACAGCUGCAGCAUCGAUAAUCAUCGAGCCAAUACCGGAAAACAUUUCAUCAUCGAAAUUACCACAAUCAGAAGAUUCAAAAAGUCCGCUCCCCAUACCAGAACAGGAAGAUGACAAUAGAGUUCCUACGGAUACAGCAACAUCAGCUAUGCCUCUCACGAGAGAACUUCUGCAACAACAUACGCGAAAAUGGGAACAAGAGUAUCGCGAUACGUGGAAAAAACGAUUCGGUCUGAAAAGAACCAUUCAGCAAACGGAAUUUGUUGUGCCGGUAUCUUCGAAAAUUUUCCGCGAAAGCAGUCACAGGUCAGCAGUAGCUCAGAGUGCGUCAGCUACGCUACCUUCACCGAGAUCUGAUUGUUGGCCACCAAUGAAUAAGGAUGAUUAUUAUAGAAGUCUUGGACCAAAUCCUCCUCCACCACCAGGCAAAAAUUUUCAAAUUACAUCAGUACCAUUACCACCUCCGCUACCGAUUGAGGAACGUCGAUCUGCAUUUGUUCCACUUCCCAGCACUGCGGCAUCUUCAUUUCCCAACACUCCAAAAUUAUCCCGUGAUUUAUCACAACCUAUCAACUUAUCAUUGACUGGAAAUAUGCAACAAACGCAUUCAGCAUUAGGAAUAACAACGAUAACAUCGGCUACCAUUGAACGACAUUUUCCUAGACAGCAGCAACAACCGCAGCAUCAAUACCGUUCCGUUAUAAAAACUGCGCUGACAUCCGCACCACAACAACAACAACGGCAGUAUCUUGAAUCCAAUAGAUUGGCAUUAUCAUCCUCAACAGGGUCGACACAAAGUUAUUUGUCUACUGGAAAUCUGAUGGAUACAAGUGUGGAAUGGUGUCCAACUACAGAAUACAGUAACGGAGCAUCUGAAGAAGCCGGAGAAACCUGUACAGCACGGCUCAUAAAUAUGGCGCAACGGGCGCAGCAGCAGUUAGAGCAGAAGCGAUUUCAUUCCCCGCUUUCUACUUCACCAGUUAAGGAAGCUACUGAUGCAUUAAUGUUGCUACAGGAAACGACUUCAUUUUAA